ACCAAAAUCAGUAGGCACAUUCCACGUAUCCGCACCACCAGUUCUGUUGGGUGUUACAUGUGUACAUUUAAUAACCCACUGGCGAGAAACGAAGACGAUGGCGACGACGGCGAGUGUGGCUGCGGUAGCAGAAAUGAUCGAAGCCGGAGCGUUCGGACCGGACGGCCGUUUCGUUUCGUUCGCACUCGACGAACAGAACGCCGAAAAUGCUCAUUUCGCAUCGAUGAUACUGUAUGGGACCGUCAUGAUUGUAGACCGUGAUGGCCGCCGCCAAAACCAUCAGCUCGUGUUCAAGUUCAAGCACUCGUCUCCCGAUUUGCGGGCGUUUUUCAAGAACGACCUACAGUUCUACAACGAGAAAUUAUUCUAUGAACGGAUCGCACCCUUUCUGUUGAUGUGCUACCCGCCAAAUGACGACGACACGCAUGCAACAACGCCAGCGAUUUGUCGUUACUUUUACGGGCGUAACGAUUGUGGUGAACUAUGGCACCGGGACGUGGUAGUCUUGGGAAACGAGACCGUUCACGGAUACCAGUCGGCAGUCACAAACCAUCGGUUGUGUUUGGAUUUCGAUCACCUGGUCGUGGCGAUCAGAGUUCUAGCAAAAUUUCAUAGUUUGUCGUACAGAGCCAAAAAUGUAGAUCGUGACAAGUUUACAGAUCUGAUGGCAAAGGUGAAGGAUACGCAGUGGGACGACGAAGGCCGUUGGUUUAUAGGAAGACUCGAAGGAUUAAUUUCUGUUGCUCUAGACAAACUAACGGUACGUCGCGGCGACGACCAGCGUGCGCACCGGUUUCAGACGGAACUGUUGGCCGACGCAUCAGACACGUUGAGACGUGUUAUGGAACCUGUCGAACCUCUGUCCGUCCUGUGUCACGGCGAUUUCAACCGAAACAACCUGAUGUUUAAGUACGACGACGAUGGCCGGCCGGUGGACGCGCUGGCGUACGACAUGGCCACCGUACGGUAUGGGUCGCCGGCGAUCGACUUGUCCUUUUUCUUGUACAUGAACACGGACCGUCAGACUCGGGACGAUCACUGGGACGCACUGUUGGACGCGUAUUGCGAGACGUUGGCCGCCGCCGCCGGUGACGUCCCUGUUCCGGACCGCGGCCAACUGGAUGUCGAAAUGCGCGAGCACGCGUUCUACGGGUUGGCGCACACGUCGUUCUUUCUGCGGAUGUUGUUGGAGGAACAGAAACCGAUCGAACCGUUGAAGAUCAUCGGAAUGAACGACGAUGAAGUGUUGGAAUUUCUGUUAUCGUAUGGUGGUGAACGGGCUACCGAUUGGGUGGCUGACAUCGUCCAACACUAUUUGAACACGACGUACUCCGAAAUGUCACCCUGAUGUGCAUAUUAUUUAUUAACAUGCUUACGACUCGUUUUUAAAAAAUAAUUCUGUACUUUUCUAAGUUAUAUCUACGUCUUUGCUAAAUAUUUGUCUAAUAAAAAUGUUGUGAAAUUCUUGCACCAUAGUAAUAAUAA
Molecule: messenger RNA, 1485 nt
Organism: Rhopalosiphum padi (bird cherry-oat aphid)
Lineage: Eukaryota; Metazoa; Arthropoda; Insecta; Hemiptera; Aphididae
Exons: 2
Coding region: 98-1348 (416 amino acids)
Source: RefSeq, a predicted model, not a curated record